Molecule: messenger RNA, 4134 nt
Organism: Psylliodes chrysocephalus
Lineage: Eukaryota; Metazoa; Arthropoda; Insecta; Coleoptera; Chrysomelidae
Source: the annotation of a GenBank genome assembly
CAAGAUUGUACAACUUGUAGAACAACAAAUUCCAUCGUCUGUGAGCCGUUUAAUACGAUAGCAAACAAGUAAAAAGCUAGCGAAAUACAUAUGUAAACUUAGAAUCAGUCUCCCUUGAUAACUUUUCCGUGUGACUAUAGAUGAUCUUUGCAAACAAAACCCCCGGAGCUCCUGUCAAAAUGUCAAAUCCACACUUUUUUGGCACCUACUCAUAACUAACCUAACUUUUUGUAUAAAAUAUUUUCGUUAAGUUUAACUCUUUUUUUGUUAUAUUUUAACUAUGAACGGUGAAAAUGCAAUAGACAAAUCGGAUUUCUUUCUGAAAGAAAUUCCAAAUGUUAAAAUAGGUGCCCCCUCAGCAGCUGUACAACGAAAAAUUGUCAAAGAAGAACUACAGUUUUUGAAUCUAUCUGAUGUUUUACAGGAAAAAAUUAUGGAUACACUUAGAUACAUCUAUGGCCCUGAUUUUAAACUCGAUGACAUCUCAGCUUACCAGGAAUCUAAAUCUAAUUUAUUGAAAAAAUAUUGGGUAGGACGAGGAUCUUUAGUUGUUAAAGGUGGGGUAGAUUUUUCGCAGAGUAAAGAUGAGCCAACAGAAGAGGCAGAUAGAUUACGGCAAUUUGGACUAAUGAGGCUAGAAAGUUAUGGAUUUCACAAAAACCACUCUUCAGAAGCAUACAACUACUGCAAAGGAGAUAUCGAUGAUUCAGUAUAUCUCCUUUAUCACAAAUAUUUCAAUUGGGACAAACCUCGGAGAGAAAUAGAACAUGAAUUAUCUGACAAAGAACUUUUAGAACAAAGAUUGGACGAAAAAAGUUCAUUAGAAUCAAUAUAUGAAAAAACGUUCAGUUGCAAAACAGACAACGUGUGGAUUUUAACUUUAAAAUUAGACUUUUUGGUAAAUAUGUUUCACAAUAAGGAAAUCGUUCAGAAAAAGAUAGUCAAAAAGGAUACAAGGGAAAAAUGCAGGAACAUGCUGAAAGGGCAUUGCAAAUUCGGCGACAAAUGCAGAUUUUCACAUGAAAUUGACAAAGAAGUACCCGACAUUAAUUCCCAUUUAAAUAAUUUCUUAUUUGAAUUAGAAUUUAGAUUUCCUCCAACUACUCAAUACCCUUACGAACCCCCGCUGAUAUUUCUGAAGACUAACGCCGUACUUCCGCCUUUAGUAAACCUCCACAUAUGCAAAAGACUGUAUGAAGAAGCCAAAAUUUUAGCAGAAGACGGUGUACCGUGCGUUUACUCAAUAACUGAAUUACUACAAAAUGAAGAAGAAAUUAAACAACAUUUAAAAGAAGAAAUCAAUUUUAUUCAUCCUAAUCAAAAGUUAUUUGAUGAAAAGAAGUUUGUCGAUCGACCAACGAUGAGACCUUCUCAUUUUACAAAAGGGAACGUCGGUAGAACACAUAAAAAAUUAUUAAAUCUGGAACAACUUCGACGCGAUGAUAAACGGCUGGUGGAAAGUUUUUUAUCUAGGACUAGAGACGAAAAAUAUAAGAAAAUGUUAAAUGCUCGUAAGGACUUGCCAGCUUGGACUCUGAAGAAAGAUAUUUUGAAUACAAUUAGUCAGUCACCUGUUGUUGUCGUUAGCGGGGAGACGGGGUGUGGUAAGAGUACUCAGGUACCACAAUUCAUUUUAGACGAAUGGAUUAAGAACUACAACACUGACAAUAGACAUGUAGAGAUUGUUUGUACUCAACCUAGAAGGAUAUCGGCCAUUGGUGUAGCAGAAAGAGUAGCCGAUGAAAGAACUGAAAGAAUUGGCAAUACUGUGGGUUAUCAAAUUAGAUUAGAAAGUAAAAUGUCAUCAAAUACUAGGUUGUCGUUUUGUACUACGGGUAUUUUAUUGAGAAGGCUAGAAGGUGAACCAACGUUGCCAAAUGUCACUCAUAUUAUUGUGGACGAAGUCCAUGAACGUAGCGAAGAAAGCGAUUUUUUGCUGUUAAUCUUGAAAGAACUUCUGCAAAUUCGCACCGAUUUAAAAGUAAUUCUUAUGUCCGCUACGCUUAACGCUUCGCUUUUUUCGGAAUAUUUCGGAAGCAUACCGGUCGUCAAUAUACCAGGGAGAACCUUUCCCGUCGAACAGUAUUUUCUAGAGGACAUUAUGGAGACUACGGGGUACGUUCUCGAAGAUGGAUCUGAAUACUGUAGGAAAUUGAAGAACGAUGAUGAUUACAUUGAGGUUAUGAUGGCGGCAAAUGAGCUCAACUAUACGACCAACAGGCCUAGGGAUAACGUUAGAGAUGAAAAUUUACAUGCAACACAAAUAUUGGCCAGAUAUCAGAAUUACAGUUUAUCUACGUGUAAAAAUAUCUACCUCCAGGAUCCGGACAAAAUCAAUUACGAUUUUAUAGAGUACAUAAUGGAAUGGAUCGUUCACGGUGAUCAUAGGUAUCCAAGAACCGGAACCAUUCUCAUAUUUUUACCUGGAAUAUCCGAAAUUACGACCCUCUAUGACCAAUUGAAUUUUCAUAAGGAGUUCGGCAAAAGAAGCGGAAAAUAUAUUUUGCUUCCGUUGCAUUCGUCGUUAUCGAGUGAGGAACAAGCGGCUAUUUUUAGGAAACCAAAUGCGGGCCAAAGAAAAAUCGUCAUCUCGACGAACCUGGCGGAAACGUCAGUCACCAUAGACGAUUGCGUCUUCGUUAUCGAUAGCGGGAAGAUGAAAGAAAAACGAUUCGAUCCGAAUAGGAACAUGGAGAGCCUCGAAACUACAUGGGUAACGCGAGCAAACGCUCUACAAAGGAAGGGACGUGCCGGUAGAGUAAUGAGCGGUGUUUGCAUCCAUCUCUAUACCGGCCACAGAUUCAAAUACAACAUAUUAUCGGAACCUAUACCGGAAAUCAAUAGGAUACCGCUCGAGCAGCUGAUUUUGAACAUCAAAGUGUUACAAAAUUUCGAAAAUAGGGACGUGAUAGAAGUUUUGGAAGCCUUUAUUGAACCUCCAACGACUGAAAAUAUUUUGACGGCUGUAAAGAGAUUAGAAAACGUUGGCGCGUUGGACAAAGAUAGUAAUUUGACACCUCUUGGACACCAUUUAGCAACAUUGCCCGUAGAUGUAAGGAUAGGAAAAUUGAUCUUGUAUGGUGCGAUGUUCGGCUGCGUAGACGCCGCAUUGACAAUGGCGGCUUGUCUGAGUUCGAAAUCGCCGUUUAUUUGUCCGUUCGGCAAGCGGGAAGAGGCAAAUAAAAAGAAACAGGCGUUCGCUGCGGGUAUCAGCGAUCACAUAACUACUUUGGUCGCGUACAAGAAAUUCCUGCAGAUGUACAAAAAGUCAACGGUCGGAGCCAGAAAUUUCGCCAACGAGAAUUUCCUCUCGUUCCGAACGCUGACCACCAUCGCGGAUAUUAAAAAGCAAUUCUUGGAGCUGUUGGUCGAUAUCGGUUUCGUGCCUAUCAACCUGAGUGUGAAGAAAAGAUUAGGUUGGGAUGACGUGCUUGAAGUCACAGGACCCGAGUUUAACAAAAAUGGAGAAAAUGUACGAUUGUUAUCAGCUAUUUUGUGCGCCGCUUUAUAUCCUAAUGUAGUCAAGAUUUUGACUCCUUCCAAAUCGUUCAUAAUGAGUGCAGCUGGAGCUGUUCCCAAAGAAAACGAAGCCAAAGAUUUACGAUUUGCUACUGUGCAAGAAACGGUAUUCAUGCAUCCCAGUUCGGUCAACUACAAACUCAAAUAUUUUCCCAGUCCCUAUUUGGUGUACCAAGAAAAAAUCCAGACCAGCAAAAUCUUCUUCAGGGAUUGUACGAUGGUGCCGGUGCUUCCGUUAAUACUGUUCUCCUCGUACGAUCUGAACGUCAGCAUACAGGGCGGGAAUACCUUCAUCGUCUUAGAAGAUGGCUGGAUAGUUUUUCAAGUCGAGGAACACCGAAUAGCGGAAAUGAUCAAGUUGAUUAGGCAGGAAUUGUUCAAUUUGUUAGAAGAGAAAAUUCGCGAUCCGUUGUUGAAUUUGUUACACAACGAUAGAGGCGAGAAAAUUAUAUCGACGAUAUUGGGAUUGAUCAAUGCGUAAGACGUUCCACAGACGAGCACUGCCAUUUAAUAAGAGUUUUUCUUGUAAAUAAAAUUAUUUAUUUUUUUAAAAAAGUUUGUAUAAAACCAGUCGUUUCUUUUUGUUUAUAAAUUUUAUUAAAAAAGUCAUCUAAA